Messenger RNA from Microdochium trichocladiopsis, 789 nucleotides. RefSeq lists its product as uncharacterized. The record is from RefSeq and is a predicted model, not a curated record. Lineage: Eukaryota; Fungi; Ascomycota; Sordariomycetes; Xylariales; Microdochiaceae. The coding region runs from base 1 to 789 and encodes 262 amino acids. The transcript has 3 exons.
AUGCAGCUGGACUGGAUCAAUGAGCGGCUUUCUGCUAGCGCAGGUCCUGCCACAAGCUCUGGAAUUGAUUGGGCGUGCUGUAUCCCUGAUCCCAUAAACGAGAACAAAGCUGACUUCGGUAGAAAAACGGUCCUCUGGCUAUGCGAGAGGUUCUUGGUCAGCUUCGGCGAGCAAGUUCUGUUUCUGCAAGACGAAGACAUCCAUACAAUAUGUUCCGCAUUUUCGAACCCUGAUCGUCCAGAUCAUGAAGUGGCAAAGGUCCUUUGUAUAGUGAAACGCCUUAUAAAGGCGAUAGCGGAUGGGGAAGAAGAAGAGAUUAUGGUAGCAAAUCUGGAGGACUUAAACAGUGAGGAAAAAGAGCAGUUCAGGCUGGCAAUUCGGCGCCUAAUUGCUGUCAACGUACCAUUCAUCGGAGCUGUCGGCCUUCUUGGCAAGGACUUUGUCCACACCCGAAACUCACGAACCAUAGCCAGUGGCGUUUUGCUAUUUGCUGCUGGUGCAUCACUUUUGGUCGCAGCGCCCAUUGCCGUUGUCUGCGGUGUGCUCUCUGCUGGGUUUGGUACCGCAGCUUAUACGAAGCAUGCAGCGUACAAGGACGUGGAGCAACGUUCAGAGGAGUAUAAAGGGUACAAGCGACUCAUGGGAACCUAUUUCAGAGUGGAUAUUGAGACUUCACAGCCAAAUCACUACCUGCAACAAGAAGCGCAGGCCAUUUGUGCUAAGAUCAUGGACAUCAGGUCUGUAGUCCAGAAGCAUGCAAAGGAUUGGGAAAUCGAGUUCGCUGAAUAA